CACUCUGAAAAAUGCCGAGAUCCUUCCUGGUGAAAAGCAAGAAGGCACACACCUACCACCAGCCCCGUGCACAGGACGAUGGGCUGGCCUGGCCUCCUGCCAUAAUUCCUGUGGCAAAAGAGCAUAGCCUGAGUAGCGGCCCGGGCCUCAGCACACUGCUUCCAAGCCAGACCCUGGACUGGAACACAGUCAAACAGGAGCACGGGAUGUUGCUGAACCAGAGCCUGCCCAAGAUGGCCUCAGCCCCAGAGGGGCCUCUUGUGACAUCCCAACCCCAGGAUGGGGAAUCACCGCUCUCCGAGUCACCCCCUUUCUACAAGCCCAGCUUCUCUUGGGAUACACUGGCCUCCUCCUAUAGCCACAACUACCAACAGGCCCCCUCCACGAUGCAGUCGGCUUUCCUAGAGCGCUCUGUGAGGCUGUACGGCAGCCCCCUUGUGCCCAGCACGGAGUCCCCCUUGGAUUUCAGCCUCCGCUACUCCCCGGGCAUGGACACUUACCACUGUGUCAAGUGCAACAAGGUGUUCUCCACCCCUCACGGGCUAGAAGUGCACGUCCGCCGCUCUCACAGCGGAACCCGGCCCUUCGCCUGUGACGUCUGUGGCAAAACCUUCGGCCACGCUGUGAGCUUGGAGCAGCACACGCAUGUCCAUUCCCAGGGUGUCCCAGCCGGGUCCAGUCCUGCGCCCAGCUUGGCUGUCCCAGGCCUCGAGGCCCCACCUGCACCUGACCCCACAGGGCCUCGUUUCCUCCGGCAGGAGCGUAGCUUCGAGUGCCGGAUGUGUGGCAAAGCCUUUAAGCGUUCGUCCACCCUGUCUACCCACUUGCUCAUCCACUCGGACACUCGGCCCUACCCCUGCCAGUUCUGUGGGAAACGCUUCCACCAGAAGUCAGACAUGAAGAAACACACCUACAUCCACACAGGUGAGAAGCCUCACAAGUGCCAGGUGUGUGGCAAGGCCUUCAGCCAGAGCUCCAACCUCAUCACCCACAGUCGCAAGCACACGGGCUUCAAGCCCUUCAGCUGUGAGCUGUGCACCAAGGGUUUCCAGCGCAAGGUGGACCUGCGACGUCACCGUGAAAGCCAACACAACCUCAAGUGAGACUACUGACCAGCCUGCUCCCAUCGGCCAGCCUCACAAUUCCAACCUCAGCCCCCCAGUCC
This is a messenger RNA of Acomys russatus (golden spiny mouse), 1165 nucleotides long. RefSeq names its product growth factor independent 1B transcriptional repressor (gene Gfi1b). Gene Ontology annotation, biological process: regulation of transcription by RNA polymerase II. Lineage: Eukaryota; Metazoa; Chordata; Mammalia; Rodentia; Muridae. The coding region runs from base 12 to 1103 and encodes 363 amino acids. The transcript is spliced from 6 exons. The record is from RefSeq and is a predicted model, not a curated record. Gene Ontology annotation, molecular function: DNA-binding transcription factor activity; RNA polymerase II cis-regulatory region sequence-specific DNA binding.